Molecule: messenger RNA, 1518 nt
Organism: Haliotis rufescens (red abalone)
Lineage: Eukaryota; Metazoa; Mollusca; Gastropoda; Lepetellida; Haliotidae
Product: putative nuclease HARBI1
Exons: 4
Coding region: 92-1123 (343 amino acids)
Source: RefSeq, a predicted model, not a curated record
CAAACCAAACUCAGUUCAAUUUUCGACUCAAACUGAGUUUACAACUUGAGUUAGGUAGGAAGGUUACUUAAGUUUUUUUGUCGGUCAUAAAAUGGCGGUGUUGAAUAGACGUAGGCGUCGUAGGCAGAAACAAAUAUCAACAUUGUCAAGGGGAUUAGACGAUAGACAAAAUCCUCUUGAGUUCAUGGAACCCGAGGAGUUAUUCAUGAGGUUCCGUUUCCGUGCGGAGAGCAUUUUAUUUAUUGUUUCCCUUGUUUGUGAGAAACUUGAACGGUGCUCCAACCGAAGCAGCCCAUUACCUGUUUUAACGCAGGUACUUGUCGCCCUGCGUUUCCUGGCCACUGGAUCUUUUUAUUCUUUGAUCGCGGAUUCAUAUUCGAUUAUUUCAACUUCUUUGGUGUUUCGGUCAGUCAGAGAUGUAUGCACUUGUCUGAUCGAACAUCUCCGGCAUUUUGUAUGUAUGCCAACUAGACAAGAUGCAGACAAGAUCAAGAAAAUGUUCUUCCAAAUUGCAGGUUUCCCAAAUGUUCUGGGCUGCUUAGUUGGAACCUUCAUCCGCAUUAUAGCACCCUCAAGGAAUGAAGUCGAUUAUUUGAAUCGUAAAGGAUUUCACUCACUCAAUGUUCAGAUGAUAUGUGAAGCCAACUACAAGUCCAUCCAUUGUGUUGUGAAGUGGCCAGGGAGUGUCCAUGACAGCCGCAUCUUCCGGGACAGUAAAAUCAGCGUUGCUUUUGAAAAUGGAACAUACAAGGGCUUUCUUCUUGGAGACUCGGGAUAUCCAUGCAAGUCUUACUUAAUGACACCUUUCCUCACAACCUCAUGCCGGGCUGAAGAAAGAUAUAACAGAAGUCACUGCAGAACUAGAGUUUUAGUCGAACAGAGUUUUGGAAUUUUAAAACGAAGAUUUUCUUGCUUACACAGUGGAUUAAGAACAACACCUCAAAAUGCUUGUAAAAUUAUAACUGCCUGCGUGAUUCUACAUAAUAUUGGUAUUGAUAGAAAAGAUAUAAUAAAUGUUGAUCAUGAUGAUAUUGACACGAAUAAUAAUGUCAUUGUCCAUGUUGCUGAUGAAUGGACAGGUAGCAAUGUUCGUAAAAACUUGUGCCAGCAGUUUUUCAGGUAAAUGUUUGUAAUAUGAAAUACUUUAAGUGGGAAGGUGGCAAGGGAUUGGCUUGUUCAAUUUUCUCUAGAUUAUCAAUGUAAAUUGCAACUGACAUUUACUGACCUAUGCAUAAAUGCAUUGAUGCUAUCUGUAUUUGAUGUAGCUCCCAACUGUUUUGAUACAUAGAUGCUUGUAUUUGUGGUCAAAAGAAUUUUGCUAUUAACAAUUUGUUUGAUAAUGCUGGUUAAUAUCUGGUAUCUUCCUGCUUCUUCUAAUACUUGUGCACAGGUAAACAGGAGCUAUUAGACAGCCCAGGUAUAGUCAGGGAUGAGUGACUUUGCUAGUUAGACAAAGUAGGUAUGUGGAUCCGUCAAUGUUACUGUCAAUAGGAAUGCAUGAAAAUAAUAAUAAUAAUA